Loxodonta africana (African savanna elephant) is the source of this 2013-nucleotide messenger RNA. It is a transcript of the gene HIF3A, whose product is annotated as hypoxia inducible factor 3 subunit alpha. The coding region runs from base 209 to 1948 and encodes 579 amino acids. NCBI's taxonomy places the organism in Eukaryota, Metazoa, Chordata, Mammalia, Proboscidea, Elephantidae. Gene Ontology annotation, biological process: cellular response to hypoxia; regulation of transcription by RNA polymerase II. The transcript is spliced from 14 exons. The record is from RefSeq and is a predicted model, not a curated record. Gene Ontology annotation, molecular function: RNA polymerase II transcription regulatory region sequence-specific DNA binding; DNA-binding transcription factor activity, RNA polymerase II-specific.
CAGCUGCGUCUCAUACCCUCCUGCGCCCCCAGGAUGGCAGCUCGGCCAAAAGGGGUCUGGGCGAUGGUCGAGCACCGAGCUGCGCAAGGAGAAGUCCCGGGACGCGGCCCGCAGCCGGCGCAGCCAGGAGACCGAGGUGCUGUACCAGCUGGCGCACACGCUGCCCUUCGCGCGCGGGGUCAGCGCCCACCUAGACAAGGCCUCCAUCAUGCGCCUCACUAUCAGCUACCUGCGUAUGCACCGCCUCUGCGCCGCAGGGGAAUGGAACCAGGUGGGAGCAGGGGGAGAAGCACUGGAUGCCUGUUACCUGAAGGCCCUGGAGGGCUUCGUCAUGGUGCUCACGGCUGAGGGAGACAUGGCUUACCUGUCGGAGAAUGUGAGCAAACACCUGGGCCUCAGUCAGCUUGAGCUCAUCGGACAUAGUGUCUUUGAUUUCAUCCAUCCCUGUGACCAAGAGGAGCUUCAGGAUGCCCUGACCCCCAGGCAGAGCUUGUCCAAAAAGAAGCUGGAGGCCCCCACCCAGCGGUGCUUCUCCUUGCGUAUGAAGAGCACCCUCACCAGCAGGGGGCGCACCCUCAACCUCAAAGCGGCCACCUGGAAGGUGCUGCACUGCUCCGGGCACAUGAGGGCCUACAAGCCCCCUGCACAGACUUCCCCUGACCUGGAGCCUCCCCUGCGGUGCCUCGUGCUCAUUUGUGAGGCCAUACCCCAUCCGGGCAGCCUGGAGCCCCCGCUGGGCCGGGGGGCCUUUCUCAGCCGCCACAGCCUGGACAUGAAGUUUACCUACUGUGACGAGAGGAUUGCGGAGGUCGCUGGCUACAGCCCUGAGGACCUGAUUGGCUGCUCCGCCUACAAGUACAUCCAUGCCCUGGACUCCGACGCGGUCAGCAAGAGCAUCCACACCUUGCUGAGCAAGGGCCAGGCAGUAACAGGACAGUAUCGCUUCCUGGCUCGGAGUGGUGGCUACCUGUGGACCCAGACUCAAGCCACUGUGGUGUCAGGUGGCCGGGGCCCCCAGUCUGAGAGUAUUGUAUGCAUCCACUUCCUAAUCAGCCGGGUGGAGGAAACCGGAGUGGUGCUGUCCCUGGAGCAGACGGAGCGACACUCUCACAGACCCGCUCAGCGGGCCACCACCUCUCAGAAGGAUGCCCCCAGUCCUGGGGGCAGCCUCGACACCCCUGGUCCCCAGAUCUUGGCCUUCCUGCACCCCCCUGCACUGAGUGAAGCUGCCCUGGCCGCUGACCCUCGCCGUUUCUGUAGCCCUGAUCUCCGCCGCCUCCUGGCGCCCAUCCUGGAUGGGGCUUCAGCAGCUGCCACCCCCAGUGUGCCCCCAGCUGCACGGCGCCCCCAAAGUCCUCUUCCGGCUGAUCUCCCCAGUGAGUUACAUGUGGAUGUGGAGAAUUCACACAAACUGUUUGCCUCUGGGAAAGUCCUCAAGGCAGUGGAGACAGAUGUAGAUAUAGCUCAGGACGUCGAUGCUCUGGAUUUGGAGAUGCUGGCCCCCUACAUCUCCAUGGAUGAUGACUUCCAGCUCAACUCCAGCGAGCAGCCACCCAGGGCCUACCACAGACCUUCAGGGGCUGUCCCCCGGCCCCGCGCUCGGAGCUUCCACGGCUUGUCACCCCCAACCCCUGAGCCCUCUCUGCUGCCCCGCUGGGGGAGUGACCCCCGGCUGAGCUGCUCCAGCCCCUCCAAAGGGGACCCCUCAGCACCCUCCCCCAUGUCUGGGGCCCGGAAGAGGACCCUGGUCCAGAGCCCAGAGGACGAGGACGAAGGGGUGGAGGUACUGGGAGUGAGACCUCCCAAGCGUCUGUCCAGCUCAGAGCCCGAACACUUUCUCCUGCCUCCCCUCAGCCUGAGUUUCCUUCUGACGGGAGGACCAGCCCCAGGGAGCCAGCAGGAUCCCAACACCCACCUCUUGGACAUGAGUGAGCCCCUGGGUGAGUAGCAACCUAGAUGUGCAGAGGCCAUGGGGACCCCCUUGCCCCUGGGAGAAAGAGGGAUGGAGCCAUC